AUGGAACAAGAGUGGGAUGAGGAUUCUGAAGUCAAUCAGGAUGAUGAGGAUGAUGGUGUGGGCUUUGACUUCCAUGACUUUGUCCAUCCUAUUAUUGAUUGUGCCCACUUUGUCCCAUCUAUGGAAGAGGAACCAAAUGCUGGUACUUCAAGCUCAUCUGCUGCUGGUCCUUCUUCACCACCUGACUCUCCAACAAGAGACCAAGCAGGAGGUCGGCACCUGGAUGAUGACGAGGAUGAACAGGUGACUUGGACACAUCCCACAGCAGGUCAUAUCUUGCACAAUCCACCUCAUAAGGAUCAAGAUGGCAAUGUUCGUAUGGGAGAUCCACAAGAUUUUGGUCAAGAUUAUGGUCCGUUGAUGUGCCUACAGCGGGGUGAUCGUGUGGAUAAGGAAAAGGAGAAACACACACCCAAACACCAUAACGAGUGGCUCUGA
Cyclocybe aegerita is the source of this 438-nucleotide messenger RNA. The record is from the annotation of a GenBank genome assembly. Lineage: Eukaryota; Fungi; Basidiomycota; Agaricomycetes; Agaricales; Hemipholiotaceae.